Molecule: messenger RNA, 1116 nt
Organism: Protopolystoma xenopodis
Lineage: Eukaryota; Metazoa; Platyhelminthes; Monogenea; Polystomatidea; Polystomatidae
Source: the annotation of a GenBank genome assembly
ACCAAGAAGAAAUCCCCGGAAGAACUUGAUUCUACUGUAUUAACUAAUCCUUGUACUAAAACUUCCAGUAUCCCCGAAGAUAAAAGUCAAUCUUCAGACAAUAUAGAAAUUACGUGUAGCUCCACUCUUUCACAUUCAAGCCCAAAUCGCCUCAUCAACUCUCCAGAGUCAUCGUCUUCCAAAUCGAAGUCGAGUGCAUCUAAUAAAGAUUUUUCUUUAAAGUUGCAUACCCUAAAUCUCGGCACUUCGAAGUCACUUGUAAAUACUCACGCCUUAGUCUCACCUCCGAAUUCGGAUGCAACUAAUGAACUUCCGCCUGAUUUGGCUAUCUCGGCUUCAGAAAUGGCCAGACUAGAAUCUACAGGGCCUAUGUCGAAAUCCUCUGAUAGUAUUGACCAGCAAGAAGCAGACAAGGCGGUAGAAGCAGGAUCUGGACUUAAGUUAAGUACUCCUUUGCGAAGCCGCUCAAUCUCUUUGGAUAACAGAAUCUUGCAUGAGUUUAUUGCCGCUAAUCAAUCGCUGCUUGGGCCUAACCGACGUGUUGACAACUUUCUUAGCGUAACCGGCGGCCAAAUUGAGGCCCUUAUGCUUGUUCCUUUAUCUCUUCCUGUUGGCAUUAAUGACCAAUCUUCUGACUCUGCCACAAUAGGGUCUGUUUCUAGUUCCAAUCCUUGUUCAAGUUCGCCCGCCUCCCGUAACGAUCUAAGAACUGGCCCACUUAAUAUGUCUUCACCACAAAUUCAACGACUAAACUCAUCUAUGGCACAAAAAGGACUAUCUGUGAAAAAUCUCUCAGGUGUAGAAACCCCAUCUGAUCAAUCUGUACAGACCACCAAUCCCUCGACCUCAUCCCUGGUUUAUAACUUGUCUUCGCUAGCUUAUACCGAGGAUGCAGAAGAAAUGAAAUUUGCACAUAUUCUGAGUCGCCUCUCAGCCACUCUACCAUUAGAUUUUGCAGCUCCACGUGAACUUCCUAUUCUGCAGAAUGCGGAAAAAUAUUCUUCUAUUGUGCUUUCCUUGCGCUGUCAACUAGAUUCCUUCAUUCAAGCCGGCGAGUAUCUCGGUCGUACAUCAGAACUUCUGAGAGUAAGAAUAUAUAGUGUGGGGUUUGUAUGA